AUGGGUCUCUCACAAAAGAUCCUCCGCAAGAUCGUGCGGAACGAGGCCAUGGCCACGGAUCCUGCCGGGAUCUACGGAUGGAGGGUGUACUUGCUUGCUUGUUCGGCCUGCUUCGGUGCCAUGUCUUUUGGCUGGGACUCUUCGGUCAUCGGCGGUGUUAUCGUCCUGCCCCCCUUCGUUCGAGACUUUGGCCUCGGUGACCGCAAUUCCGUCGCUACCGCCAAUCUCGCCGCCAACAUCGUCUCGACCCUUCAAGCUGGUUGCUUCCUCGGUGCGCUCAUCGCUUCGCCUCUCACAGAUCGAUUCGGCCGCAAAUGGUGCCUCAUCGCAACCUCUCUGGUUAUCAUCAUCGGUGUCAUCAUGCAAGCUGCUGCCUCUGGGAAGCUGGCGGCCAUGUACGUCGGUCGAUUCGUGGCUGGUGUUGGUGUUGGAGCUGCUUCGGCCGUGAACCCGAUUUAUGUGUCCGAGAACUCGCCCCGCGCCAUUCGUGGACUCCUUACCGGCCUAUACCAGCUGUUUAUCGUCACGGGGGGCAUGAUUGCCUUUUGGAUCAACUAUUCCGUCUCGAUUCACUUCCCGGAUGGCCCCAUCAUGUACAUCUUUCCGCUCGCCAUUCAGGCCCUACCUGCUGCGCUCCUCUGUGGGUGCAUGCUUCUCUGCCACGAGUCGCCUCGUUGGCUGGCACGACAGGACAGAUGGGAGGACUGCAAGCGCAUCUUGUCCAACAUCCGCAACCUGCCACCCACACACCCGUACGUCCAAGAGGAGUUUCAAGAAAUCGUCGUCCAGCUGGAGCAGGAUCGGCGCCUCAUUGGCGAUGCCACCUACUGGAAGUUGCAAAAGGAGAUGUGGACGAUCCCUGGUAACCGCAAGCGCGUACUUAUCAGCAUUACCUUGAUGAUUUGCCAGCAAAUGACGGGCACCAACGCCAUCAACACCUACGCACCAACCAUCUUCCAGAACCUCGGUCUGACUGGCACUUCUACCUCGCUUUUCAGCACUGGCAUCUAUGGUAUUGUCAAGGUGGUCAGCUGCAUUUGCUUCCUGCUCUUCAUGGCCGAUUCCCUCGGACGCAGGCGCUCGCUGUUGUGGACUAGUAUCGCCCAAGGCCUGGCCAUGUUCUACAUUGGCUUGUAUGUGCGCAUUUCACCGCCCAGGGCUGGUGAGGAGGUUCCCCCGGCCGGGUACUUUGCGCUCGUGUCCAUCUUUUUGUUUGCUGCCAACAGAUUCUUCCAAUUCGGUUGGGGACCUGCUUGCUGGAUUUUGGCAUCCGAAAUUCCCGCCGCUCGUCUUCGGUCUCUCAACGUCUCGUACGCUGCCGCCACUCAAUGGCUCUUCAACUUUGUUGUUGCCCGUGCUGUACCAACCAUGUUGGUGACUGUCGGAAGUGACGGUUAUGGAACAUACCUCAUCUUUGGCAGCUUCUGCUUUUCCAUGUUUGUGUUUGUCUGGUUCUUCAUCCCAGAAACCAAGGGCGUCUCUCUCGAGGCCAUGGACCAGCUGUUUGGCGUGACCGAGGCCCCAGAGAAGGCGUCGGUGGAUGGGGAUGAUGUCCAAGAGACAUCCGAAAAGGACACAAAGGUUCAGCAAAAAGAAAUCAUUUAG
Molecule: messenger RNA, 1605 nt
Organism: Podospora anserina S mat+
Lineage: Eukaryota; Fungi; Ascomycota; Sordariomycetes; Sordariales; Podosporaceae
Exons: 4
Coding region: 1-1605 (534 amino acids)
Biological process (GO): transmembrane transport; carbohydrate transport
Cellular component (GO): membrane
Molecular function (GO): carbohydrate:proton symporter activity
Source: RefSeq, a predicted model, not a curated record